AAUGAAUAAACUAAACGGAGUAUUUUCUGUAAUAAAGCCUACUGGAAUUACUAGUGCACAAGUUUGUAAGAGAAUAAAGAAUGUUCUCAACGAAACGUACGCAAAAUUAAUUGAUAUGGAUUUUUUAGAUCCGAAGGUUGGACACGGCGGAACAUUAGAUUAUCAAGCUUCAGGCGUUUUGGCAGUAGGCGUAGGAGAUGGAUGUAAACAAUUAUCAGCUUUAUUACAUGGAACAAAGAUUUAUAAAUGUACAAUAGAAUUUGGAGUUGAAACUGAUACUUUACAUGCAGAUGGUCGUGUCGUCAGAGUUUUGAAUAAUAAAAACGUCAAUAAAGAAGAAUUAAAAUUGUCUAUAGAGAAUAAACUCGGAUAUACCGAACAGAUACCACCGUUAUAUUCGGCUAUAAAAUUCAAGGGUAAAAGAUUAUCCGAUUUAGUUAUGGAAGGACAACCUCUUCCAGUUAUUAAGCCUCGUAAAGUUUUAUUAAAAUCAGCGGAAUGUUUAGAGUUUAAACCACCCCUGGUUACACUAAUUUUGGAAUGUGGAGGUGGUUUUUACGUAAGAAGUCUUGCUCGAGAUUUGGCAAAUGAUUUAAAUACUUGUGGUCAUGUUAAAACGCUUGAGAGAAUAAUGCACGGACCUUUUACUGUUGGCGAAUCACUUCAAGAAUCGGAAUGGACUUUCGAAAACAUUCAGAGAGCAAUAAGUUAA
Molecule: messenger RNA, 712 nt
Organism: Dimorphilus gyrociliatus
Lineage: Eukaryota; Metazoa; Annelida; Polychaeta; Dinophilidae
Source: the annotation of a GenBank genome assembly